Molecule: messenger RNA, 1242 nt
Organism: Moneuplotes crassus
Lineage: Eukaryota; Ciliophora; Spirotrichea; Euplotida; Euplotidae
Source: the annotation of a GenBank genome assembly
AUGGGAAACAACACCUGCUGAGUUAAGAUGCGUAGUCAUGUUAAAUGACUUGAGAAAGAUGGCAUGGAUAUUGUCAAAUAUGAAGAUACAAAACUCCAAAGAGACGAAUAUGAGAGGAGGAGUGCCUUCUCUUAUGAAGGCCUCAAUAUUGAUUAUUGAUUAUCAAAGCCAGGUUAUUAUCGCAAGGACGAUAGUUUAUCAAAUGCAGAGUAUAGGAAAGCUGAGAAAGAAUCUCUCUUUACGGGAGAGGAGGAGGAAUUCGUCUCAUUCGCAGAUAAUUUCGUAUACAUUGAGUCCGAAGCAGAGUCUGAAAGGUUUAGCUCAAAAAGUUUCGGAGUUCCCUUAAAGUCAUGUGGAGAACCCAAACAUAACAAAAUACCUCAGAUUAAAACUCUUGAGCAGAUGCUAUUGUCAGAGAAUGAAACUGUGAAUUCUCACAUCACCAAAAUGUAUAGUGAAAAUAUGUCCAUUAUGCCUACAAAGAAGGCAGAAGAUUUUGACUGGUUCGAGAACCUCGAAUGAAUCGAUCCCAAAUAUUUGAACGAGUAUGAGACCGGGAAGAAAAUUGAUAAAGACUAUAUCAUAAACUUCUUCAACAUGAUGAAACAUAAGUUCGAGCAAGAAGAAUGGACGAUCAGGUGAGAUAGACCUGAAACAAAAUGAUGGAACUCUCCUGAAGGAUCACCAUAUUCAAAAAAACAUCUCUGAGUGCAUGUGGAAGGCUGGAUGAGCUCUAAAUAUCCUCAUGAAAUGGUAGUGGAUGCUAUCCAGAACACUUCUUCCAGGCUGAAAUGGGAUAAAAAUAUAGCAGAGACCCAAUUUGUUGAAAGAAUUGCCAAAAAUGCUUACAUUAGGAGAACAAAGACAAAGAAAAUGCCAGUGAUCAGUCCAAGAGAUAUUUUAGAAAAAUAAGAUAAUUCUCAAGGUCAAGAAUAAGUCAGGAAAUAUAGAUACCUACAUCUACAGUAGCUCAGUGCCUGACUCUUUUUAUGAAGAAGAGAAAGGGAUAGUCAGAGCAACAAAUCUAUUCUGUGUCUUAAGACUCAAGCAAUUGAAGGAUGGAAGGACUAAAUACGAGAGCUUUGCACAGGCAGACCCAAAAAUCUUCGGCGCAAUGUUUGUCUUCAAAAGACUGUGUGGUUUAAAGAUCAAAGAAUGGUACAAAAGCAUAAUUGAGUUCCUGGAUGCCCAACUUGAAGCUAAAAAAGAAUAAAAAAUUGUUAAUAGCAUUCUCCAAAUCUU